Molecule: messenger RNA, 528 nt
Organism: Mitosporidium daphniae
Lineage: Eukaryota; Fungi; Microsporidia
Exons: 4
Coding region: 1-528 (175 amino acids)
Biological process (GO): termination of RNA polymerase II transcription
Cellular component (GO): mRNA cleavage and polyadenylation specificity factor complex; nucleus
Molecular function (GO): RNA polymerase II CTD heptapeptide repeat phosphatase activity
Source: RefSeq, a predicted model, not a curated record
AUGAAGAUGGCCGUGGUUUGUGCUAGUAAUAUGAACAGGUCUAUGGAGACACACCAUGCUCUGAUGAAAAAAGGGAUCAAUAUUUCCUCGUAUGGAACUAAUUCCAUGGUAAAGCUUCCCGGUCCCAGCGCCGACAGGCCCAAUGUCUAUCCAUUCGGGACUGCAUAUGAGUUCAUGUACAACGAUCUCAAAUCGAAGGACCUGCAUUUAUACACACAAAACGGCAUCUUGUAUAUGUUAGAGCGCAACAAGGGCAUUAAGACUUGUYCGGAGCGGUUUCAGGAGUGCAAAGACAAAUUCGACAUUGUUUUUUCUUGCGAAGAAAGAUGCUUUGAAAUCAUCUGUGAUGACACGCAAGAGGAUGCAACUGUUGGCGCUCGGUCUAUCCUUCAAAUGGCCCAGCAACUUCAGCCCAUUUUUCAUGCGCAGAGCGAUGGCCAAACCACUGCUUCCUUCGAUUCGAUUAUUUUCUCGUUUCAGGAAAAAUUUCCCGAACUCAACAUUUGCUAUGCGAUUUUCUUCACUUAG